AUGGAAGAAGCUAAGAAAGUCAGGGCAAAGUUAAGACCAAGAAAGAGCUACUACCGUGCGGGCUCCUUCCCCAACACUCCUAAACGACAUGAAAGUUAUAGAGGCCACUACACUGGUCUUCAUUAUGUGUGUCCAUUAACGGGAAGAGGGCACCUAACUGAUCUGGGCUCUGGUAAUUCUGCUAAAAAACUGUGCUUUAGUUUCAAACGAGAUGGUAGAGGUAGAGCUAGGGCCUCUUUGGUAUCUGGAGAAGGUGAUGUGCUAUCUUAUCCCAAUGGCAAUACCGUUUCGGGACAGGAUAAGUUUGUGAACCAAUCAGCAGGGAUUGAGUUACAACCUGAUGCUAUUAGUUUUGGAACAUUAUCAGCGGAGAUAACUCCUACUGGUGGUGUAUUCCCUGAUAAAGAUGAAUAUGACCUUGAUCAUCCUACGGAAGGAUUUGCUUCAAUCCCAGAGGCCAUAGAGGAUAUUCGUCAAGGAAAGUUAGUAAUUGUUGUUGAUGAUGAAGACAGAGAAAACGAGGGGGACCUUAUAAUGGCAGCAUCAAAGGCAACACCAGAAGCUAUGGCAUUUAUUGUCAAGCAUGGGACUGGGAUAGUGUGUGUGAGCAUGAAAGCAGAAGAUUUAGAAAGGCUGGAACUUCCUUUGAUGGUGACUGACAAGGAGAAUGAGGAAAAACUGUCCACUGCAUUCACUGUAUCAGUGGAUGCAAAACGUGGCACUACAACAGGUGUCUCGGCUCAUGAUAGGGCAGCAACUGUACUGGCUCUUGCCUCUGAAGAUUCAAAACCUGAAGAUUUCAAUCGACCAGGCCAUAUUUUCCCACUGAAAUACAGGGAGGGUGGCGUUCUAAAAAGAGCUGGACACACAGAAGCCUCAGUUGAUCUUGCAAUGCUGGCUGGGUUGGAGCCUGUUGCUGUUUUAUGUGAGGUAGUGGAUGAUGAUGGUUCUAUGGCCAGAUUGCCAAGGCUUCGUCAAUUCGCACAUGCAGAAAAUUUAAAAAUCAUCUCAAUUGCUGAUUUAAUCAGAUAUAGGAGAAAAAGAGAUAGAUUGGUGGAGCUGGCUGCUGCGACUCCAAUACCCACAAUGUGGGGGCCAUUCAAAGCCCACUGUUAUAGGUCGUUGCUGGAUGGGAUCGAGCAUAUUGCAAUGGUUAAAGGUGAAAUUGGGGAUGGUAAAGAUAUUCUUGUGCGGGUACAUUCUGAGUGCCUCACGGGCGACAUUUUUGGAUCAGCUAGAUGCGAUUGUGGGAACCAGCUAGCGCUUGCAAUGAAGCAAAUUGAGGCAGCUGGCAGGGGUGUUCUGGUGUAUCUCCGUGGACAUGAAGGUAGAGGAAUUGGCUUGGGUCACAAGCUCCGUGCUUACAACCUACAAGAUGAUGGACGAGACACGGUUGAAGCCAACGAGGAGCUGGGUUUACCUGUUGAUUCUCGUGAAUAUGGCAUUGGUGCACAGAUAUUAAGAGAUCUGGGUGUUAGUACAAUGAAACUGAUGACAAAUAAUCCAGCAAAAUAUGUAGGGCUCAAAGGCUAUGGUUUGGCAGUUGCAGGCAGGGUCCCCCUGUUGACGCCAAUAACUAUGGAGAACAAGAGAUAUUUGGAAACUAAGCGGAAAAAAAUGGGGCACGUAUAUGGUUUGGAUAUUAAUGGUCAUUUAAAUGGUCUUAUCAGUGAGAGUAAUUCAACCACUGACAGUCUGCCUGAUGGUGUGUGA
Messenger RNA from Dovyalis caffra, 1713 nucleotides. NCBI's taxonomy places the organism in Eukaryota, Viridiplantae, Streptophyta, Magnoliopsida, Malpighiales, Salicaceae. The record is from the annotation of a GenBank genome assembly.